AUGUUGAAAAAUAAUUUGUUGCAAAAGUUGAAGUCGAGAACACAGAGUGUUUGUACAAUACGGGUAGGACUUUUCUGUCGGGGGGAUUGCUCCCCCGCCAUUUAUGGGAAGUGUUCUUCCAUUUCAGUCCCUAGCCUGACGGCAGGCCACAUUCGUGCCAGAUGUCGGUAG
This is a messenger RNA of Chondrus crispus (carragheen), 171 nucleotides long. RefSeq lists its product as hypothetical. The transcript has a single exon. The record is from RefSeq and is a predicted model, not a curated record. Bases 1 to 171 code for a protein of 56 amino acids. NCBI's taxonomy places the organism in Eukaryota, Rhodophyta, Florideophyceae, Gigartinales, Gigartinaceae.